Delphinapterus leucas (beluga whale) is the source of this 711-nucleotide messenger RNA. The record is from RefSeq and is a predicted model, not a curated record. NCBI's taxonomy places the organism in Eukaryota, Metazoa, Chordata, Mammalia, Artiodactyla, Monodontidae.
AUGUGGAGUGGGCUGCUACCUCCUGGCCUAAAUUAAAGUGAUGUUGAGUUGAAUUCUGAUGAUGAAGCCACAGUAGAGAGCUCUGAACUUAACUUACAAGAAGGUAAAGAAGAUGGGACCAUUACGAACACAGAGGUCUCAGAUAUCCCUACAGAUGGACCAAAAACUGAAGCAGAGACAAAUGUAAAUGCAUAUGAAGAGUGUCCCUCUGGAAUUCCCUUAAAUAUGUGGAAUAAAUUUCAAGAACUGCAUACAAAACAUUCUGAACAGAAAACCUCAGCUUCAAGAUCCAGAAAGAAAAAAAGAAAACGCUCCAGAAAAGGUAAAUUGAAGAAUGAAGAAGAAUCUCAAAGUGAACAGUCCUCAAGUGAAACCCAGUGGAAGGAGCUUACUCAGUAUUUUGGAGUCAACGAUAGGUUUGACUCCCCUGUUAAAAGGAAAAAAAUUGCAAAGUCGGGCCUUGAAAAGAGCAUAGACCAGGCUGUGGAAGAGUGGAACAUUGAGAAGGCUGAGGAACUCAGCAAUCAGGUAGCUACUCGAGAGCUUGGUGCAAAAAUUGCCAAAGUGAUUGCCUGCCACAACUUUGUAAAAGCCAAAAAGGAUGCUGAAAAUUCACAGGUUGCUCAAAAAAAGAAGAAACUUGCCUGGGGGUUUGAAGCAAAGAAGAGGUGAGAAACCAAAAGCAACAUGGGAUAUAUGUGACUUGCCAGA